Molecule: messenger RNA, 1533 nt
Organism: Gadus chalcogrammus (walleye pollock)
Lineage: Eukaryota; Metazoa; Chordata; Actinopteri; Gadiformes; Gadidae
Product: keratin, type I cytoskeletal 18-like
Exons: 7
Coding region: 127-1335 (402 amino acids)
Biological process (GO): intermediate filament cytoskeleton organization
Cellular component (GO): keratin filament
Molecular function (GO): structural molecule activity
Source: RefSeq, a predicted model, not a curated record
CUCCAUUUCGAUCUGCCAACGUCUCUUUCCCUGCCGACGAGCAACCAAGACCUCAGUCCAGAACCCUCUCUUCACUCUCUCUCAGCCCUCGUCUGUUUGUGUGCCUCCAUCUCAACCGGACUCACCAUGAGCUACAGGUCAAGCACCGCCACCUUCACCCGCUCCACCCCGCCCUACCGCGCAGCCAGCACUUAUGGUGGCGCAGGGGGCUCCGGGGCCCGCAUCUCCUCGUCCUCCUUCUCCAGCCUGCGCUCCGGCGCCCCCACCAUCUCCUCCUCCUCGGCCUACAGGGUGAGCAGCGGGAUGGGCGGCGGCGGCGGGAUGUCCGGAGGCUUCGGAGGAGCGGGAGCCGGAGCAGGGGCCGGUGCUGGCGGGGCCGGUGUGGGGAUCAUGGGCAACGAGAGGGGCCACAUGCAGAACCUGAACGACCGCCUGGCCACCUACCUGGACACGGUCAGGAGCCUGGAGAAGGCCAACAACGAGCUGGAGGUGAAGAUCAGAGAGGCGCUGGAGAAGGGAGGCCCCGAGAUGAGGGAGUACAGCAAGUACACACCCAUCCUCGAGGACCUGCGCAGACAGAUCUUUGACAAGACUCUGGACAAUGCCACUCUGGUGCUCCAGAUCGACAACGCUCGCCUGGCUACUGACGACUUCAAAGUAAAGUUUGAGAAUGAGACGGCCAUCCGCCAAUCGGUGGAGGCAGACAUCGGGGGGCUGAAGAAGGUCAUCGACGACACCAACAUGGGCAGGAUGAACAUCGAGAGCGAGAUUGAGUCGGUCAAGGAGGAGCUCAUGUACCUCAAGAAGAACCACGAGAACGAUCUGAUGGAGAUGAGGAGCCAGGUUUCCCACGGGGGCGUGCAGGUGGAUGUGGACGCUCCUAAAGGUCAGGAUCUGGCCCAGGUCAUGGAGGAGGUCAGGUCCAACUACGAGAAGGUCGCCGUCAAGAACGCACAGGACCUCAAGCAGUGGCACGAAAAUCAGAUCUCGGAGGUGCAGGUACAGGUUUCACAAAACACAGAGGCCCUUCAAGGGGCCCAGCUGGAGAUCAGCGACUUGUCCAGACAGCUCCAGACCCUAGAGAUUGAACUGGCCUCCCAACAGAGCUUGAAAGCGUCUUUGGAAGACACGUUGAGAGGCACAGAGCAACGCAACAACAAUGAGACGGAGAAGUACAACGGCAUCAUCAUGCACCUGGAGGGGGAGCUGACCAACCUGCGCUCCAACAUCAGCCAACAGACCCAGGACUAUGAGGCCCUGCUGAACAUGAAGAUGAAGCUGGAGGCCGAGAUCGCCACCUACAGGACACUGCUGGACGGAGGGGAUUUUAAGUAAGCUUCAAGAUGCACUAGAGGGGUUGGCAGAAUAGGCGGUUUGUGCUUCAGUGAUCUUUGCACAAAUCAGCACUUUCAAAAAAUUGAAGAAGAAAGAAAGAAGAAAUUGAAAAAGUCGAUCUCUGAUUACACAAACCAAAUUAUUGUUUUGGCUGAAUCUUCUGCUGACCAAUAAAUUCAAUGGAAUCAAUUCAUGAAA